Molecule: messenger RNA, 2983 nt
Organism: Clupea harengus (Atlantic herring)
Lineage: Eukaryota; Metazoa; Chordata; Actinopteri; Clupeiformes; Clupeidae
Gene: rnf130
Product: ring finger protein 130
Source: RefSeq, a predicted model, not a curated record
CUGUGGGCGAGCUUCGUAUACUCCUCGCGCUUGCGCACGCCACCGCGUCGCAGAAGGAAUACGACGGGAGCGGAUUUGCGAGCUCGCCUUGUUUUUUUGGCCGUGGGGACUCAGCGUAAAAAAUAUCAACGGGAAAACGCAAAGUUAAAACAAACACAUCUUUAGCGAGGCCAUUUGAAAAGUUAAUAUUCGGACAGUCAAGACAGUAGGCAGCGCAUAUUUUGGAAUACGAACAUGGUGUGAAGAUGUUUACAUGACCGGAGGCUACGAGGUGGGCAUGCGAUAAGGAAGGCUACCACGCCAGACCCCUGCCCCUCGGAUAAAGAAGUGUGUAUGUGAGUGUGCGUGUGUGUCUGUGUGUAUGCGUGUGUGAUAUUAUUUCUUCAGUGACGGAUUGGGUUGCUAAAGCGGACUAGCAGUAAGACAUUCCGAAGAUGCUGAAGAGGUGGUCCGCAGCAACGCCAUGCAGCAGCUCUCUCUCCGCCGUCAUGCUCAUCCUAGUCCUACCCAGGUGCAUGCUCUCAGUCCGUGCCGACAAAAACAUGGUGAGCAAAGAGGACUAUUACAGCGCGACGGUCAACGCCACAGUUUUGGACCUCAAAGGCAACCCUAAACAAAUGCUCACGAAGGACGACGGGAGGUACGGGCAGAAUUCACCCAAAACGGAAGCCAAGGGAAUCGUGAUCGCACCCGCGCCGGUGAAUGGAGUGGUGGACCUGCAGGGAUGCUGUCAGAACACGCGCUUUGUGGUGCCUCCCCGCUCCACCCAGUGGGUGGCGCUGCUCCAGCGGGGCAAGUGCACCUUCAAGGAGAAGAUCCUCAAGGCGGCCGCCUUCAACGCCUCAGCCGUCCUCAUCUACAACAACAGCUCCAAAGAGGACACCGUCACCAUGGCCCACGAAGGUACGGGUGACACGGUAGCGGUGAUGAUCACCGAGUCCUACGGCAAGGAGCUGCUGUCACUGCUGGAGCGUAACCUGACGGUGCUGGUGUCGGUGACGGUGGGCUCACGCGGGCCACCCAAGAACAUCAAUCGUGGCUCUCUGGUCUUCGUCUCCAUCUCCUUCAUCGUGCUCAUGAUCAUCUCCUCUGCCUGGCUCAUCUUCUACUUCAUCCAGAAGAUCCGCGACACCAACGCGCGCGACCGCAGCCAGAGGAGGCUGGGAGAUGCGGCCAAGAAGGCCAUCGGGAAGCUGACCACCAGGACUGUGAAGAGAGGGGACAAGGAGACGGACCCAGACUUCAACCACUGCGCCGUAUGCAUUGAAGGCUACCAGCUCAAUGAUGUGGUCCGCAUCCUACCCUGCAAGCACGUCUUCCACAAGAUGUGUGUGGACCCCUGGCUGAACGAGCACUGCACUUGCCCCAUGUGCAAGCUCAACAUCCUCAAGGCCCUGGGCAUCAUGCCCAACCUGCCUUGCGUGGACAAUGUGGCGUUUGACAUGGAUCGGAUACCACGCAGCCAGACCUCCAGCCAGCGGACGGCGCUAGUGGACCUGUCCAGCGAGACCACCAUCAGCCUGGAGCCGCUGCGCCACUCCGGCACCUCGCAAAUCUCCUCCGACGGAGAGGUCACCCCCCGCGCUGGAGAGAUCAACAUCGCUGUUACCAGUGGGCAUUUCUUCAACCGAAAUUCUCUGUCACCACGAAAUGUCGUUUGUGAGAUGGAGCUUCCUGAUAUUCAGGCCUCGCUGGACCUGUACGACGAAAACAAGUCGUGAGGUUCAGACUGGUACCCCAGCCCUCACAACCCCCACCCCCCCAACCUCCCCAAUCCCGACCCGUUCUCCGCCCGGCCUCCUUGAUUCAUCCUCUCAUCCCUCCGUCCGGUGAUGAGGCCUCGUUUGGAAACAGACAUGUGACAGUGACACCAGAGGCGCCUCAUCACAGGUGACGGGAUGACAACAAACCAACACCGACUACAGCAACCUUUUUAAGAGUGCAGAAUGUAACUGCGAACAGCAUGAGAUGGUUCGGGGCUGGAUUGUUCGCCGAAACGGGAUUCAGCCUCACCAAAAACACUCAAAACUCCUCCACACACACAUAGCCGAAGAUUCUCGACCUCUCUUACCCUCUGGAAUAUUUUUAUUUUUUUGGUUUGCAAAAGACUUUUUUUUUUGUUUCUGUAUUCUGUUCUUAGGUGAGGCUACUGCUGAAAGUGACCUUCGAGUGACCCCUUGCUCUAGACCUUACAUCGGUUCCAAAAACAAAACAAAAAACUAAAUCAGCUCUUGGAUUUUAUGUGUUUUAAAAGCUUCUUGCCUACUACGUGUACAUUAGUAAACGAUCGUCUGCUCUCUCUCUCUCUCUUCUCUCUCCCUCCUUUUCACUCGGUCAAAAAAAGAAGCUCUUUGUUUUAACUGAUGGCAGUGUUAAGAAAAAAAAAUGCAAAAACAGCAGACUGGGACUGUGUCUGGCUGUAUUGUAUUUUCUGUGCUGGUGAUGAGGAGGGCUUUGUCAAGUUGACCUGUGUACUUGGCCAGCCUCUUUCCACUCCUCUAUUCUACUCAUUUUUCGAGAUGGAUGGAGGGAGACAGAGACAUCACUAAUAACUAGGAAUCAGCAUUUGGGACUCCUCUGAACAAACAGCAUUACCCCCCUCACCCUCAGUGUUUCUCUGUAUAUAUCUAAAGAAAAGCAUUUUAAAUGUAUAUUUAAAGAGAUGCUAAUGAAAUACCCUCAGCGAGUACGAAUCUCCAGUGUGUCUCCUAUAUGGGGACUUAGUAUAUAUAUAUACGGUAUUUGCAUAUAUACAUAUAUAUAUGUAUGACUAUAUAUCUCAAGUGGCCUCUACGCGCUGUUUGUCCUUCUCGUCGUUCCCAGAGAAUGGGGUGGAGGGUGUCCUCUGUUCCAUGCUGUCUCUUUGUGUUCCUGUCUUUGUAUCUGAUGUUGGGAUGAACGUGUGACUUGCUCCGCAGCGGUCAUGGUUGUGGCCUAAGUGUGUUACAUACUGCCUCAGCAUUAAACUUCUUAUAAUUGCCUA